CCUCUAUUUCUCUCGGAGCCAUUCUAUGGUACAAUUUGCUUAUACAAUAGGUAGAGAAGAGAAAAAUUGUCAAGAAGAUUUCUAUUUUAGCGUUCUACCAACUGAAAUGCAGGAUACUAGUAAAGUAUCUUUGGAACCUCGUGGACUUUUCUAUUUAGAUGCUCCGUCAGCAUCUGUGUGUCUACUAAUCCAAUUAGAGAAGCCUGCAAUAGAAGAAGGGGGAGUGACUUCUUCUGUUUAUUCACGUAAAGAACCUGUAUGCAUGAAGAACUUAAUUAGUGACAUAUUUCCAAUGGAUCCACGUCGGGGUUGGGGAGGCAGUACUGAAGCAAGGGAUCUCGCAUCCGACCAAGUCUUUGACCAGCCGCUGGCAGGCCAGCCGGGCAGUGAGCACUGUGGGAACGGGCUUCCCAAAAAGCCAACCCCGAUUUCAUUCCCAUUUCGAUUCCAAGAGUUUCUCCACAAGCUAUUUCCGAUUCUAAUUCCAAUUUUUCUGAAGUUCCAAUUGAAGUCCAGGCUCGGUGUUGCUCACAACCAAGGCUCUGAUAAUUUUUACUCGACUCCGGUGACAGUGUUGACAUUUUCCAGCGACCUCUGCAACUCUGAUCUCCCUCUCUCUUUUGGUAAUCAUUCUAAGAACUUAGAAUUGCAUUACUUAGGUACAUUAUCUUCUUUUGAUCAGUUUCUUGUGCAAAAUGAAUCUUCAUCUCAAAGGGCUUUUGAGUUGCAUGUUGAUUCAGAAAAUGAGCAUGAUGAGAUGGAAGCCUUAGUGCAAGAUGCUCUUGGAAUUCAUGACUUUCCUAUAGACAACCAACAAGAUGAUGAUGUGGGACAUGCAUCACAUCUUGAUGGUUGUACUAAGGAUGGAAAACUUAGACACCCUGCUAAUGGUGAAGCUUGGAAAGAAUUUGAUCAAUGAUACCCUGAUUUUGCCUUAGAUUCCCACAACAUUAGGCUUGGUUUAGCUAGUGAUGGUUUGAAUCCAUUUGAGCAAAUGAGCAAUGUCUACAGUAUAUGACCAGUAAUUUUAAUCAUAUACAAUCUGCCAACCUGAUCUUGUAUGAAACAAUCCUCAUUCAUUUUGUCAAUGAUUAUUCUUGGACCAAAGCCCAAGGAAUGACUUUGACAUCUAUCUGCAGCCUUAAAUAUGAUGUAUGUAUAUGCCAAUAUGUAAUACAAGAGUAGAAGAGUU
This is a messenger RNA of Rubroshorea leprosula, 1192 nucleotides long. NCBI's taxonomy places the organism in Eukaryota, Viridiplantae, Streptophyta, Magnoliopsida, Malvales, Dipterocarpaceae. The record is from the annotation of a GenBank genome assembly.